Messenger RNA from Oryza brachyantha (malo sina), 880 nucleotides. RefSeq names its product probable glutathione S-transferase GSTU6. Gene Ontology annotation, biological process: glutathione metabolic process. Lineage: Eukaryota; Viridiplantae; Streptophyta; Magnoliopsida; Poales; Poaceae. Gene Ontology annotation, molecular function: glutathione transferase activity. Gene Ontology annotation, cellular component: cytoplasm. The transcript has 2 exons. The record is from RefSeq and is a predicted model, not a curated record. Bases 92 to 784 code for a protein of 230 amino acids.
AUCCUGUACAGUCGCAGAGAUAACAUUAUCACACAAGACCUCAUCUCAGUAGCCAUUUGAGAGAGAGGAAAGGAAGAGAGAAGGCCAAACAAUGGCGGGCAAGGACGACGACGUGAAGGUGCUCGGCGUGGUGGUGAGCCCGUUCGCGAUCCGCGUACGCAUCGCGCUCGGCAUCAAAAGCGUGAGCUACGAGUACGUCGAGGAGGACCUCUUCAACAAGAGCGAGCUCCUCCUCAGCUCCAACCCGGUGCACAAGAAGAUCCCCGUGCUCAUCCACAACGGCAGGCCGGUCUGCGAGUCGUCGGUUAUCGUGCAGUACAUCGACGAGGUCUGGGCCGCCGCGGCGCCGUCCAUCCUCCCGGCCGAUCCCCAUGACCGCGCCGUCGCUCGCUUCUGGGCCGCCUACGUCGACGACAAGAUGUUCCCCGGUAUGUUUGGCGUUCUGAUGGCGGCGACGGAGGAGGAGAGGGCGGCGAAGGCCAACGAGGCGCUGGCGGCGAUGGCGCAGCUGGAGAAGGCCUUCGCCGAGUGCGCCGGCGGCGGGAAGGCCUUCUUCGGCGGCGACUCCAUCGGGUACGUCGACCUCGCGCUCGGGAGCAACCUGCACUGGUUCGAGGCGCUCCGCAGGAUGUUCGGCGUCGCGCUGCUCGACGCCGGCAAGACCCCGCUCCUGGCCGCCUGGGCGAAGCGGUUCGUGGAAGCCGAGGCGGCCAAGGGGGUGGUGCCGGACGCCGGCGAGACGGUGGAGUUCGCCAAGAAGCUCCAGGCUCGUACAGCUGCUUGAUUCCACCGCCGCUGCCGAGUGGAAAAAUUCGUCUGGGAUGGGGCCAAAUGGGUUCAUGGUAAUGCAGAUAAAACCGAGUGCCGUUUUAAGUCUUGU